Messenger RNA from Schistosoma haematobium, 2194 nucleotides. RefSeq lists its product as uncharacterized. The transcript has 2 exons. Lineage: Eukaryota; Metazoa; Platyhelminthes; Trematoda; Strigeidida; Schistosomatidae. Bases 1887 to 2189 code for a protein of 100 amino acids. The record is from RefSeq and is a predicted model, not a curated record.
AUAACUUGGAGAUUAGGUUAAUGGACAUAUCAUUUAGUGAUACACAUUCCAUCUCUUAAUCAGAUACACAAAAAUAACAUCUGAAAAGAGUUUAAAUUUAUGAAUAAAGGUUUCUCGAUCGUGGAUGCGCACUGUUGAGGAGUCCCAUACUAGGACGAAACGGCUGUCCAGUGCUUUCAGAGUUUGGAUGGUGAUCUAGCUUAGAUCAACUCCCUGUUUUGCGUUGAUAUGGGGAUCCAAUAUAGGGUUCUAUAGCUGAAACCGUCAACCACUAAGGAUUCUCAUAUUAUUACGAAACGCCCCUCCCCACCACUGUUUUCAGGUUUCCAAUGGUGGUCUAAUUUGGAUUAGUUCAUGAUUUCAAUGAAUUGCAACAAUCUUCACAACCCUGUAUCUAUAAUCAGUAAUUGUUUAAUAUCAUUUGGCAGCCAAUUAUUUUUUAUCAUUGUGAGACGAAUGAUUACUACAUUUUCGAUUUUAUCCUAAUCAAUCAGUCUCCGAUGACUAGAAAAACUUUUGAAGUUGUCAUGAAAUAAGGUUCUACGAAAAUAAAAUGAAGAAAUUGAACUGAAUGGAACGAAACUUUGCAGACGACGCUGAACAAAGUGACCAUAACAAUUUCCAACCAUUUAUAAUGUUCAUCAUACGGUUGGGAACUGGGGUUAGGAUUUGCAUCACAAACUAAUAUCAACUUUAAUGCAAAAAUGCUUUGUAGCUUUAUGAAUGCAUGAAUUUGGUGUAUAUAUCCAAGGGCAAUUAUCUUGGAUCUGAUUGGUUCAUUUUUAAGUUUUAUUUCCACCCAGUACCGUUUAAACUGACUUUGUUUUAAGACAAAUCUAUGCAACUGUCCGAACAUUUUCACUUAUAAAUGUAUGUGUGUGUUAUUUUAUCUAAAAAAAUAAUUUCAAACAUAUGACAUUAAUUCGAAUGAAUGAGUUCGCAUCAUUUUAUUUUAUUUUUUCAUUCAUUUUUCAUUAUUCCUUUUAAUUUAAGAGUAACGACUCAAAUUAUAGUAAAGUUUAGUCUUUAUUUCCUUUCAUUGAAAGCUUAUUUGAAAAAACGUUACAUAGCUAACUAGGAAAGUUUUUAUUUUCUUUAAAUGUUAACCAGUUAGUAGGUGAGGUAUUUUUAAUAGUAGUGUAAAACAAAACAGAUGAUCAUUUGAAAUGAAAGUCAAAUCUAAACAGCUUUUUAUACUAAGAAUAUCAUCCGAUUGUUUAAUAGUGUAAUUGUUGGGAGACAGUCUAUUAAAUAAGAAGAAAUUAUAAAAAUUGUGUAUUUGAUAACUAUUAGUAUAGGGUUGUGGAAAUUGUUGAGUUUUAAUUGAGAUCAUGAACCGAUCGGAGUUUUAGUGAGAAGCCGUGACCAGUGGAGUUCAACCAUGUUGGGUGUGAGGCAGUUACCCACGGAAAACAAUGGAAGAUGGUUGCGAAAUAUCGUGAAUUGGUUGAAUUUAGACAUGAACGCUGUUGAAUGCCGGUUUAGUGGUUCAGAGAUUAAGCAUCCGAACGUGACCGAAGGUCCUGGACUAGAGUCCCACGUGCGGGACCGUGGAUAUGCACCUCUUAGGAAUCCAAUCCUAAGACAAAACAGCCGUCCAGAGCUCUAGUAUUUGAUAAGUAACUAUUUUUCAUAUUUUUAAGGAAUGUUUAUCAAAUAGUUGUAUCAUGUUAGGUUUAUGUAGUCUUGUGGUUACUUGUAACUUGAAUGAUUACGUGUUUACAUAUAUUAUGCUAUUGCAAGCCGACUCAGUGGUUAAGCAUUCUCUGCGAAACCUGCAAGUCCUGGGUUUGCUGGAUGAUGAGGUCGGGAGUUUGCACUGAUGAGGAGUCCCUACUGGAACGAAACAUCUAUUCAAUGCUCUCUGAUUUUUAACGGUACUUCAAAUGAAAUUAAUCUAUGAAAAACAAAACCUACAAAUUAAAUCAAUCUUCAUGAAAUGUUUUCAAAUAACUAUGUAUGUUUACACAUAUGUUUUGCUAUUGGAAAAUAACGAUGAUCUACGGUAUCAGAAGUUAGGUAGUUAUUCACUAAGAGCACUGAAUAAUUAUCAUCCUAUGCCGUUAAUUUAUUGUAGUUGCAAAUGUGGAUUCCGACUUACAAGCUUGAAUGUAUUAUGUCCACCACGCUACCUAAAUAUAGUUUUAUCUCUGACUGAAUCAUUGAAAGGUAUUGCUUAUGAAUCUUGAAAGUG